This is a messenger RNA of Drosophila rhopaloa, 2440 nucleotides long. RefSeq names its product endoplasmic reticulum-Golgi intermediate compartment protein 2-like. Gene Ontology annotation, biological process: retrograde vesicle-mediated transport, Golgi to endoplasmic reticulum; endoplasmic reticulum to Golgi vesicle-mediated transport. NCBI's taxonomy places the organism in Eukaryota, Metazoa, Arthropoda, Insecta, Diptera, Drosophilidae. Gene Ontology annotation, cellular component: membrane; COPII-coated ER to Golgi transport vesicle; endoplasmic reticulum. The record is from RefSeq and is a predicted model, not a curated record.
UCAAGCUAACAGGUUCUGUUUAUUUCAGAGCUCCUUAAAGACCCUAAUAUGAAAAAAUAUGGAAACUGCGAAGGAAAUCAUACGGCGAACAAGAGCUGAAGAGUCGCAUGCGACAAGGGACAGCAAAUAGACAGUUUAAAUAGACAAUGCACCUUCACCAAAGGUGAAAACAUAUCUCGCAAUCUAAUAAGUACCAAGGCGCUAUCUGACCUAUCUUCAAACCACUCGCCUGUGUUAUAACACUUCUUCAAAGCGCUGACAUAAUCGAACACCCCUCAGGCUGACGUCGCACAAAACUAACUGGCUCAAAUACAAAAAAUUUGUGAGUUCGCAAGUAGAGCUCGCCCCUCAGCAUUAGCCAAAAUCCCCACACUAAAAGGGAAGGAAGUACAAGCAGAUCGCCGACUUCAAAGCAACGCCUUAAGGAAGCAACCCACUCUUUCGACCUGCCUCUUCUUCAACAAAUAGAAAAUGCACAGCUAUGGUACAUCGAGAAACUUUCGCCAAUCAGUACAAUGAAUACCCUAUGAAGGGCUCACAAAAAUGUUGGCGCUCCGAUAAGAAACUCGUCAGGAAGUGUUUUUCAGCCAAAAACUUUUACAAAUUAAUUUUUCCAACUACAUCUUUACUACAUUAGGAAACUCAAACAAAAAAGUCAAAUCAUUAAUUUUGGCUACUUCCCAAAGAAAUGGAAAAAAUCUAUCAACAUAAUGAUGCCCAAGCCCGAAGAAGAACACACAAUUCCAUCAACGGACAGACCAAAAGGUCUACUGUCAAAACUGUUCGAAAAAUGACUUCUAACGCGAACGAGCAAGUUAACAAAUUAACAUAGUAAAUACGAUCAAAAAAAUCUAAAUCAAAUUUGAACCAGGAGCCACACGCCCACGCCAUAGCACAUUCCGUAGGAGGCGGCAACGGCGAAGAACCGGGGGCGGUGCCUGUCGAGCCUCGGAGUACGUGGCAAUGAAACUGCAACUGAAAUUCUGGUCAAAAACAAACUGAUCGUGCAAUUCUACAUUUGUUACCAAUCCCGAAACCAAUCCCAACCCGCCCACCAAGAUGACGGCCACGUUGCGUUAUCGUGGCGACAAAAGCAAUCUCCUGGAGCUUGCCAAGAAUUUGGAUGCGUUCAAAAAAGUACCGGAGAAGUACACGGAGACCACGGAAAUAGGGGGGACACUAUCCCUUUUGAGUCGCCUGCUGAUUGUGUACUUGGUCUAUACGGAACUGCAUUACUACUGGCAUGAAACGGACAUUGUGUACCAAUUCGAACCGGACAUUGCUUUGGACGAGCAGGAGCAGAUGCACGUGGACAUCACGGUGGCCAUGCCCUGCGCCUCGCUAUCCGGCGUGGAUCUGAUGGACGAGACGCAGCAGGAUGUGUUUGCCUACGGAACGCUGCAGCGCGAGGGCGUCUGGUGGGAAAUGUCUCAGCACGACCGGCUGCAGUUCCACGCCAUUCAGAUCCAAAAUCACUAUCUGCGCGAGCAGUUCCACUCGGUGGCCGAUGUGCUGUUCAAGGACAUCAUGCGGGAUCCGCAUCCGGCGCGGGAGAGUCCCUCGCAGAUGCCCGCUGCCCCGCCGCCAGGUGCUCUGCCCGUGGUGAUGGACCUGCACCUGCCCAAUGGCCAGAACAACGGAGUUGCCCUGCCGGAGAACAAGUUCGAUGCGUGUCGUCUGCACGGAACUCUGGGCAUCAAUAAGGUGGCCGGAGUGCUCUAUCUCGUGGGCGAAGCACAGCCAGUGGUCGGACUCUUCGAAGACCGCUGGAUAAACGAACUGCGGCGCAUGCCGGCGAACUUCAGGCAUCGCAUCAAUGGGCUUAGCUUCGGGCAGUAUUCGAGAAGGAUUGUCCAGCCGCUGGAGGGCGACGAGACAGUGAUCCACGAGGUGGCCACCACUGUGCAAUACUUCCUGAAGGUCGUGCCCACGGAGAUCCAUCAGACAUUCAGCACCAUCAAUACUUUUCAGUACGCCGUCACCGAGAAUGUGCGGAAACUAGAUUCCGAGCGAAACUCGUACGGCUCUCCUGGAAUUUACUUCAAGUACGACUGGUCAGCUCUCAAGAUUAUGGUGGGCAACGAUCACUUGGUCACCUUCGCCAUCCGCCUGUGCUCGAUUAUAUCCGGAAUUAUUGUCAUCUCGGGCGCCAUCAAUUCGCUGCUGCUGGGCAUCCAACGUCGCCUGCUGCGCACUUUUGCUCCGGAGAUGUACCAGCGGCUGACCAAUGCCAAGGCCGCUCCUCCCGCUGCUGCUGCUGCUCCAUUAUCGAUUUCCGCCCAGGCUGCGGCAGCGCCGCCCGUCAACGAGCUGCUGCACACGGCCAACCUGAUGGCCAACGUGGACAUCUCGGCCUAUCUGCCCACGGCGCCACCGAAGCUCAAAGCUGGCCUCUAGUCUUUAGAAUGCCAGCGAAUCUCAGUCUGCAAUCUGCUAACCG